AUGUUGACGACAGCAUUGUCCGAGGCUGAGGUAUCAGCUUUGAGAGCAAACAAGGAGAGACUUGCAAAUGACCUACAUGAGUCAUGUCAAUGGGGAUCUGGAAUUCGCUGGGGAGAAGGAUCAACAGAUACUGGAAUGCAGCGCCUUGCCCUGUCUGAAGAGGACAAGAGCGUCCGGGACUGGUUCAUUCGAACUAUGAAAGACCUCAAGUGUCAGAUUACCAUCGACGAGAUGGGCAACAUCUUCGCAGUGCGUCCGGGUCGGAGGACAGAUGUGCCAGCUACUUUCAUCGGCAGUCACUUGGAUACACAGCCUACAGGAGGCCGUUAUGAUGGCAUUCUGGGAGUUUUGUCAGGCGUGGAAGCGAUCAAGAGGAUGGACGAGUUGGGCCUGGAAACCGAGGGAGGUGUAGGUGUCGUUAAUUGGACUAACGAAGAAGGAGCCCGGUUCCCCAUCAGCAUGAUUUCGUCUGGCGUCUGGGCAGAGUUCAUUUCGCUAUCCCAGGCUCACGAGCUCAAGGAAGUACCCACAGUAGCUUCGCUGCCAACAGCCAGCUCAGCUCCCGAAACUAUGAAGAGUGCCCUCAAGAAGAUCGGCUACCUCGGCAGCGUGCCCUGUUCAUAUAAAACCACGCCAAUGGCAGCUCACUUCGAAGUGCACAUUGAACAAGGGCCUCAUCUGGUUUCAGCUGGCCAAAGAGUUGGAGUGGUCACUGCAGUGCAGGCCUAUCGCUGGUUCCGGUUGAAUGUGAUCGGACGAGACACACACACAGGAACGACUGCAUUUGAACACCGUGCAGACGCAUUGUAUGCAUUUGCUCAGAUGAUGGUUCGUGCAAGAGAAGUCGCUGCAUCUAAAGGCUGUCUCGCUAGCGUUGGUAUCAUUGAGGCUAAGCCUGGAAGUGUAAACACCGUCCCUGGAACUGUCAGCUUCAGCUUGGAUAUUCGUGGACCUGAAAGUGCUUUGGUGCUCGAGGUCGAGAACCAGCUUCGUAGCGAUUUUGAUGCUAUUGCUGCCGCAGAAGGCGCUGGUAUUGGAAAGCCUUGCCGUGUCGAAUGGACGCUUGACUUUGACUCGCCUGCUGUCAAGUUUCAUGAGGACUGCAUUGAUUGUGUCCAGGAGUCUGCCCAUGCUGUCGUAGCGGAUGCGCCUGUGGCAGACACCAAGUCCUUAGUGAGGACUAUCAUGAGUGGUGCAGGUCAUGAUAGUGUCUUCACUUCCAAGCGAGUGCCGACUAGUAUGAUCUUUGUUCCGUGUAAAGAUGGUCUGAGCCAUCAUCCGGAGGAGUUUUGCUCUGCGGAUGAUUGUGCAACUGGGGCGUCUGUUAUCCUGCAAGCUGUGGUACGAUACGAUCGAAAGCGAUUCACCCAGAACUAG
Molecule: messenger RNA, 1377 nt
Organism: Penicillium longicatenatum
Lineage: Eukaryota; Fungi; Ascomycota; Eurotiomycetes; Eurotiales; Aspergillaceae
Product: M20 family metallo-hydrolase
Exons: 3
Coding region: 1-1377 (458 amino acids)
Molecular function (GO): hydrolase activity, acting on carbon-nitrogen (but not peptide) bonds, in linear amidines
Source: RefSeq, a predicted model, not a curated record